AUGGAGAGCUUGCCAGAGCGGCAGCCGCCGUUCAACAUGAAACGAUCCCACUCGCAAGAGGUGGAUGUGCUGCAUACACCGCCGGCUCCGCCGGCUCCGCACACCAAACGCGCACGCGCGGGCCACGAGCGACCCCCUUUGGCGAAUCUUUACCUCGAAUCGCGCAGUGCACACGAGCUGGUAGAGUUGAUUCGCCGCGUCGAGGCGCUCUUGCAGCACACUCCGUAUGCUGCCCAUCUCAAUGCCAUACUUUACCCCGAUCGCAUUGAGGCGCCGCUUACUGGGCGAGCUGCGGCGGACCAGCAAAGCGCCGAGACAGACGCUUCUGCCGAAGCGCCGCCCGCUGCAAGCACCGACGCAUCGGCGGCGCCACCCACUGUCGCGCCCGUCGCUCCGCCCAGCCCUUCUGUACCCCGCCCGUAUACCCCUUCGAUCCCUGCGAACGUCGACGGGAGCUCAGCACCCGCACCCUCCGCCGCGCUGCGUUUUGAUGGCAUUCCCGCUACUAACGUCUCGUCGCGCAUCGCCGCGAUCCUCGACUCGAUCCAGCACACAAACUCGUCCGGGCCCAUGCUCGGACUGCAGGGCCAGCCGCUCGCACCGUCCAAGCAGGCAUCCGGCACGAAUACCGCCAACGGCCUCUCGUCGCUGCUCGGCAAUGCAAACAUGGCCUCUUCGCGCCUUUCUCCACACACGCCGCUCUCCACGGGCACAGCGCCGCGCCACGAGACGGUGCUGCCGCGCGUCGACGUUCCCGCGCCGACGCCCGGCCCUUUUGACCAUACGCGCCUUGGUAGUGCGCACCAGCUUGGCGCGCAAUCGAUUCCCGGCACGAAUCUCGCUUCCUUCUCGCACUACGAUACGCACCAAGGCGAGCAUACAACGCGCACUUCUCCGCGCGUCACAAGCACGCUGCCCUCGUACGAAGACAUGAUUGUUGAAGGCCUGCAAGCGAUCGGCGACGUGAAUGGAACGCCACCGCGCAUGCUAUUUCACUGGAUGGAGGAUACAUACCCUCUUAUGAAAAACUUUCGUCCGUCCGCCAGCCAAGCGCUGCAAAAAGCGUUCAAGCGCGGCCGCCUGCACAAGGUCGGCAGCCUCUACCGCAUCAAUCCCGACUGGGACGGAAGCAACCAGGGCAGGAAACCAACGCGCCGUCCCCAGGUCGGCAAAGACCAUCCAAUGAUGGUUAAUGGUCCCAAAGGGCCUGCGCCCGCGAGUCCUUUCAAAGCGCGUGCACAGUUCCAGGGCGCCGCAGCAUACCGCCAGACCACCAGCCCCUUUAACAAGCAGCGCAAUGGCCACGCACGCCUUUUGCAGUCGCUGCGCCCAGGCCCAAAACCGUACGGCCAGCCGGGCGCUGCGCCGCUUGAUAAUCCUGCGAGCAGCAUCUUCCAGAAUGGCGCCGCCGCUGCCGCACUUUUGCUUGCGCACCAGCAGCGCUCGCGCGGAGAAGCAGAUUGUGCGCCGCCUCCUGAUCUUACGCCGACACUCAGCUCCCUCGUUCAACAACUGCGCUCUUCGGCGGGUUCGGGCGAUGCGUCGGGCUCCUCCCUCUCGGGUGUGCUUGCAAAUGCUCUCUUGAAGCAUGCACAGCGUCCGUUUGCCACUACGCACGGCGUUCAGAGCACUGGACUUGGGGGAGGCGCACAGCAAAACGCUCUUGCCUCCUCGCCCGUUCUCCAGUCCCUCACGCGUCUUAUCAGCACGAACCGCGAGGACGACAAGCCGCAGCACGAUGUGCCGGGCGCGGAAACGCACACAGCUCCUUCCCUCUCUGCGUCCAUCGAGACGUUGAUGCAGCAAGCCACGCGCGCGGCCCAAGCUAGCCAGGGCGAUGCCGCACAAUCCUUGACGAGUACCGCACAGGGCACAGCGUCGCAGGCAGACCUGGACGCGGCCGUGAGCCAAACACUCGAGGCUGCCUUCCAGCAGAUCGGUUCGCAGGAGCGCAAAGACGGCGAAGCGCACGCCGACCACGGCGGCGACGCCGAGCUCGACGGGAUCAAUCUGUCGGAUUACAGCGAUGCAUUGCGCACCUUGAGCGCUGCAUUGAGCGGUUUCCAAGAGGAAGACGAGGAGAGCGACGAGAAUGCACAGCAUCUUGCAGACGAGCGUGCGAUCGCCGAGGCCGAAGCGGAUCCGUCAGAGCACGACGAGCACGACGAGUUGCGCGACGAGCCACAAAAGAACCGCAUGUCGUCUCUGCUCAAGUCGUACGGCAUUGAUAUUUCCGGCGACGCAUUGACACAUCUUACCGAGACGCUCCGCGAUCCAAACGUCUCUGUUCCUGCCCUCUCGCACAAGGAAAACGGGGAGGAAGGCGACGAGGACAAAGGCCCCGCAGACUUUGCAGCGCUCCUUCCUUCGCAGGAGCUGGACAUGUCGCUCAGCGGCGCCGAGGCGGCCAAGAACCAGGCGAUCCAGUCUCAAUUGGAGGCGCUCAUUGCCAGUCUUGCGUCGGAGGGGCAGAGCGACGGGGAGGAAGAGUAA
Messenger RNA from Malassezia vespertilionis, 2493 nucleotides. RefSeq lists its product as uncharacterized. Gene Ontology annotation, biological process: nucleosome assembly. Bases 1 to 2493 code for a protein of 830 amino acids. The record is from RefSeq and is a predicted model, not a curated record. Gene Ontology annotation, molecular function: DNA binding. Gene Ontology annotation, cellular component: nucleosome. Lineage: Eukaryota; Fungi; Basidiomycota; Malasseziomycetes; Malasseziales; Malasseziaceae. The transcript has a single exon.